GUACAUGCGCAAUACAAUUCAUACAUUGAGGAACAGUUAUUUGUACGGACUAUAAAGUUAUUUGGAAGAAAUUCGUACGAAUAAAUAAUGUCCGAACGAGUAAGAAGCGAAGAACAAGCAAGGGUCGUUGUGACUGAUAUCGGAAACGAUUUGGUUGAAAACAUACGACAGAUAUGCUUCAUGAUGAGAGAAUAUUUCAAGAUAAAAAUAUUCAUGUUUGCUGCAUGUAUAUCUGACGAAGAGUUAAGAGGGGCUUGUGGCGGUGGCAAUAGACAUAUAGGUAAUAUGUAUUACUACGAUAUCCAGGAAAACCGUCAAUUUGGAUCACUUGAUGUUUAUGAAAUACAAACGGGAGGUGGCAAACUUAUUCUUCCGGUGGGAUUUCAGGGUGACGAUAGCAUGCAUGACAUUUCCAACAGUCGCUUCCCAUUGGAUUUCCACUCGUUUCCAAACCGAACAGAUUAUAUAAAUACUCAUCUACUUGAAUCGGAUUUCCAGGAAGUCUUUCAACGUGAGUACCGUAAUCAAGAAGUUAUUGAAGACGAGGAUGAUACACAAUCCAAUGAAACAGAGUCGACACCAAUGCACACAGGAGGACGCAGGAAUGCAGGGUAUCGCCGAAUGACAAUGGCAGAAGUCGGAGAUGUCAUACAUUCCCGACAUGACCCUUGUACUCCUAGCAUGAAAGAUAUUGAACAGCGCAUGCGCACGUUCCAUGGAUGGAGACUGAAUGGAAACUGGGCAGCCGACCAAAUGGCUCAGGCGGGAUUCUUUCGUACGGAUAUGACAUUCACUCACAUAUCAGGAACUGGAAAUCAGGCUGAAUGUUUUCACUGUGGAUUCUGCGUAAAGGAAUGGGACGAAGAUCCUCUAGUGACGCAUGUGAGAUGGGCCCCAAGAUGUAGUUUCCUGCGUGAUACUUUUCCCCUUGAUGUUAUAUACGGCAUACUCUUCAACCGGAAACAAAUGUAAUUGUUCCGGGACUGGCACGGAAUCCCUUGGAAACUCGACCUCGCCUUGCCGAUAAAGAAGAAAAUAUAUUUGUAACUGAGCGGAAUGCCAUUAUUCCGUGUCCAGAUUAUGACAUUUCAGUGAUAUGGCACUAUAAAAUAGCCCCUUAAUGGUCCCAUCGUCUACGGACACCGUCUUCACAUGGCCUUAGCUGUUUUGAUGACGUAAAACUUUAAUUUGAUGAUAAUUAUUUUGUUAUCAGCUUUUUAUUUUGAAUUCCUUCAUGCUUAACUUAAGCUGUUGUACAUAGAUAUUUAAAAUAACUAUCUCUCAUCCUUCUGACUUGAUCUUUUUUAUAUUUAUCUCUUUCUUUUCAUCUAAAAAUCAUACGAUUUUGUAUGUAGGUGCAUGUAUACGUGUUUUAUAUGUCACAAUUGCUUGUAUUGACAGACUUAUUGGAUAUGUUCAACAUUACUUGAAACAAUAUAUUAAUAAUCUAGUUACUCCCGACCUUUUGUUUAAUAUUUUCUUUUAUAUUCUUUUACCUAAUUUGAUAAUACUGUUUCUAGCUAUAAUCAUCAAAAAAGGUGACAUCUUAAAGUUAUCGGAGAUUACAAGAAAUUGUUUCAAUUACUGAAAAUAUAUAUCCAAUUUGUCAUGAAAUAGGUUAUGGUUAUUAUUUAUAGCUUUUGGUUAGUGGUAGAAUAUAAUAUAUGCUUAUAUAUAACUGGAAUAUAUUACACUGGCACAUUUUACAUGAACAUGCACAACUAAAUCAUUCACUAUAUGUUAUUACUAAGCUUUUGAGCUAAUUACGUUAAUAUUUGAGGUUCAACACUAGUGCCAACUGUCUAGAUUCACAGAUACGUACCUGACAAAGGCUUCAAGGGGCAUUUUUGGCGGGUUAAGUGGCAUUUGACAACCGGAAGUUUUACAAGCCAAACCGGUGAAGUGGGAGGGGAAUACCCCCUGACAUUUGACGCCACAUCAAUCCGCCGUUACAUAUUAAAAUUUACUAAAACUAUACGUUUUUCUAACGUUCAAUGUCUGUAGAUUUAAUUCAAUGUAAAAUAUGUCAACAAUUACAUAUUUAAAUUACUUGAACCUACUGUAUUAAACCGGGACAAAUUUUAGGUAAGGAUUACAAUCGUAUGAAAUCCUGAGAGUUGAUUGACUGAUUUAAUUGUGCGAGUCCUUAAGAAAUAUUAUUUGUUUAAACCAAAAUAAGUCAUACCUGUCCCUUUCGAUAAAUUCUACAUAUGUUUCGGAACUUUAAUAUAUGUGACCUUUCAUUCCUUUGAUCUUUAGCUCAACUAGUAGUGACAAAACAUAAAUGGAUGUAAUGAGUGGCGUAGCAAAUCAUUUUUCGAAGUGUAUGCUUACAGAUGGUCGAGCGUCCGAGGCGCGUAGCCCGGGAGAAGGGGGAGGGUAAGGGAGCUGGAAAAUUCUACUAGGCCCAAUAAGCAAUCGCCCGACUUUUUAAAUUAACAAUAUCACAUUUUGUACCUCACAAAGUAGCUUUUGAUUUACAUAAACCUUCGCUAUUUGCUAAUGUGUAUAGACAUAAUAUGAUAAGACUAAAAUUAAAAAAAAAACAAAAAAAAUCCUUUUACUAAUUGAUACGGGCGGUCCAUAUUAAUAAAAAUCAAUAAAAAUAAAAAUAAUCAUAACAAAUUAUUUUGAAAAUGUUAGUGCAUGCUUGAGCAUACAAGCAUACAUGUACGAUACGCCACUAAGUGCAGUAAUAGGGUGGAUUUGUUUAGAUUCCUCCUUCUUCAAAAUAAAUUGUAAAUAGGUGCCACCUUACUGAUUAUUUAACAAUGCGGCAAUAUAUUCUGUUGAAAGCCAUAAAACAGGUGUUUAGUUUAAUCAUUGGCUAGAGGUUAUUAACGUAUCAAGAGUGUUUUUUUCUGCUUGAAGAUAGUUUAGCGGUUAUUUUUUAUCAUUGUCAUCAUUAUUUUCUUUUUAUUUGUUUAAUUAUGCUAGUGUAGCAUCAGAGCAGUACGAAAAAGAAGGCAAACUUGAUGCAUUUUGAUACACUUCAAAAUACCAUCGUUAUAUAGAUGUAUGCUAAGUGGCACAAGCGAUUGUUAUAAGUGUGGAUAAUUUCAAUAUUUAUCUGAGCCGCGAAAUGUCAAUCAUAGAUUACCGUCAGUAAUGGACCACAUAAAAAGUAAGUCAGUGUUGUUCGACUAAAUAUUAAUUAGAAUACGAAGUAAUGAAGCACCUACAUCAAAUAUAGUGAGUGGAUUGCAGAAACCAAACAAAUAAAACAUUUAGUGCACCAUAUGGAUAUUUCCCACUGAGGGCUUCAUAGUGGUUAUAACAACCUUGAAUAGGAAUUCAUGUAUUAAGUAUUUCCAAAAUAAGGGGAAAUUUUCCUAUAUUAUUUUAAUAACGUUACAAGUUUAUGACUUUUGGCGUAUAAGUUUUGUGUCAAUUACGUACGGUGAGACCCUGUGAGUGCAAUUUUGUAUCAUUCUGGAACCUAUCUUUUGAAUUGGGAAUGUUUUAUCAUGGAAAGUGCAUUAAUACCAGAAAAUAAUUCCAACCAUUCACAUCGUUCAACUAGUGAAUUGUCACUCAGAGCAGCAUCGGUUGUUAAAUAACUACAUAUGUUUUUACAUGGGAUAUAGACAUAGUUGUGCCUAGAAUUUCAUUUUUCCUUAAAUAAUUCGCUUAAUCAGUAUAUCAUUUGCAGACCAACGAUAAAAACAGCCGAAUGUUAUUGAAAGGUUUAGGACAGUCCUCAAAGUACAUUUGUCACGUACAAAAAGAGACAUCAUCUCUUUACUGAAAACGAAGCCUUAUUUACCUAAUUUCACAAAAUGUGUAUAAUGCCAUGUCGUAAUAUUCUGUGCAUGAGCGUUAUUUCUUCGAAUGAACGUAACUUUCAACACAAAUUUGGACUAUGUAUGGUUUGGGCCUUUUUUGGCCCCCAAAUCCAUCAAAACAAAAAAUCUG
Molecule: messenger RNA, 3915 nt
Organism: Mizuhopecten yessoensis (Yesso scallop)
Lineage: Eukaryota; Metazoa; Mollusca; Bivalvia; Pectinida; Pectinidae
Product: baculoviral IAP repeat-containing protein 2-like
Exons: 4
Coding region: 88-972 (294 amino acids)
Biological process (GO): regulation of cell cycle; negative regulation of apoptotic process
Cellular component (GO): nucleus; cytoplasm; spindle microtubule
Molecular function (GO): cysteine-type endopeptidase inhibitor activity involved in apoptotic process
Source: RefSeq, a predicted model, not a curated record